This is a messenger RNA of Drosophila hydei, 941 nucleotides long. RefSeq lists its product as uncharacterized. Gene Ontology annotation, molecular function: ubiquitin-like protein conjugating enzyme binding; ubiquitin protein ligase activity. Gene Ontology annotation, biological process: ubiquitin-dependent protein catabolic process. The transcript is spliced from 2 exons. The record is from RefSeq and is a predicted model, not a curated record. Gene Ontology annotation, cellular component: endoplasmic reticulum. Bases 101 to 796 code for a protein of 231 amino acids. Lineage: Eukaryota; Metazoa; Arthropoda; Insecta; Diptera; Drosophilidae.
AAGUAGUUUUACUUUAUUCGUACACAAGUUCUAAUACAAAUUAUACAUUUUGCUUCGAGUCUACGUAAUAGUGAAAGAAAAUCGAAGGAUUCGAAAGAGCAUGGAGAUGCCACACGCGGAGGGGGACAAUGACUGGUUGGAAGAUGAGCAAGAUUUCGUGGACUUCUUCUACGACAACUUUGAUGUGGUUGUCAAUGGAGACGGAGAUUCAGCCGCGGGAGACGCAGUCGAUCUCAAUCCCGAGGAUGAGCAACAGAUGAAUCGGCAAUUGGCAACCAUUCCAGAAUUGCGUCGGCGGCAAAGGAAUCACCUGCUGUCCCCUUACUUCUGUAAUGUUUGUCAGGAUUACGUUCGUGGCGGGGUUAUUACCAUUUGUGGGCAUCUGUUCUGCUGGACCUGCUUGUGGGCCGAUCUGCACAAUCGCGUGCUCUCACGUUGUCCGUGCUGCAUGCGCCGACUGCUGCUCCACGAGGACAUCAUCCCCUUUUUGGGCGAGGGACCCAAUGCUGGGCCGGACGAUGCCAAUAUCGUGGCCCAGCCUGGGGACGUGGCACGCCCCUCGGGCCUGUAUCUCGAGCAUCAGCAAUAUCCCAUAUGGUUCGCCGUGCACAACUUCGAGGAGCUGCACUUUGCCGGUGCCCACGUGGUCGAGCGAAAUCUCGCGAUGAUCGUGCAGCGAAUGUACAUCGAAUACCGCCAGUCGAUGACGUGGAUCAAGUAUCUGCAGUGGUUCCAGCUGGGCUGCGCCGUUUUCAUCUUUUACUUCUGGACGCACAUAUUGUCCCAAUCGGACUAGUAAUACGGAUAAGACGCCUCGUCCUGCAUCAAAUAGCUCAACUCGUUAAAUGGGUUCAGCUUGUAGCCGGACGAAAAUACUUCAUAAAUUCAAAUUGUUGUGCGAUUUCUAUAAGUUGCUCAAAAUAUUGUUAUCUUUUGUUAAA